AUGAGUGGACAGAAACGGCAUGAAGUCACAGGCAAGUUAUCCAAUAGAGUGAUGAACAUGAAGUUCAUGAAGCAUGCGGAACAAGCAGACAAAGUUAAACAGACCGAGGAGACAAUAAAGAAAUUGGUGGACUCGUCAGAAUGGAGGAUAGGUGACAAUGUAAAACUCUUGACAAAACUUGCUAAUAAAUCAAAAGUGGUACAGAACGUAGGUUUCUCUGCUAUCAAGUCACUGAAUGAUGAGGAUUCGAAGAUCGAUACAAACGAUCUCAGCACAAGCACACUACGGACUAGUGUAAAUGCAGGAAGAAGAAUAUUCGGAAAUAAACUCGGACGAGCUACGCCCGGUUCAGAUGGGAGUUCUAAUGAUAAGAAAAGAAGUUUUGAAGAAAAGGACGAGGACGAUGUGUCGACGACAGAUUUAGAAAAGCUAUGGGAAGCCGAAACACAGACUAAGAAACAGAAGAAAUCCAAUGGUAAUGGUAAUACUGAGAGGAAUAAGAAGAAGUCAAAAAGGAAUAGAAAUUAA
Kluyveromyces lactis is the source of this 528-nucleotide messenger RNA. RefSeq names its product Mpp6p (gene MPP6). NCBI's taxonomy places the organism in Eukaryota, Fungi, Ascomycota, Saccharomycetes, Saccharomycetales, Saccharomycetaceae. The record is from RefSeq and is a predicted model, not a curated record. Bases 1 to 528 code for a protein of 175 amino acids. The transcript has a single exon.